GAUCAAUCUGGAUGUGAAGGCUACUGCGGUGGCUAUCAAACAGGCGAUGGAGGUUGCUCUCGCUGAUAUCGCACGGGCUCGGGCUCGAACUGCUUCCGCCGUUGGAGGAAAUGACCAGGUUCCUUCUGGUGGUGUUGCUGGUGAUACUGCUGAUGAAUUAGCAUCUGGACAGAGCGGCGUCGGUGGGAGUGGUGCCAUGAUCGCUGAUGUGUUGACGGCAGGAUCACGGAAACCUCGAGAUCCUUUGGAGCCUGUAUUGGAAAAUCUCAUUGGCAACAGCAGCGAUUACAGCGACAAUAUUCUUGACGGCGUUCUCCAAGCUGACGGUGGUGGCGGUACUGGCGGCGGUACAAUCAACUAUCGUACUCUCAUUGCUACGACUACUGCUGCUGCGAACACUUUGAUGGCUCAUGGUGAUCCUGAUUCUGAUAUGGAGAUGGAGGACGGUGAUGUUGAUGAGGACAAUGCAUCUAGCUCAUCAAGUUUGGAUGGACGUGAGGGGAUUGACGGGCAAGAAGAGCAUGGACUUGAUCCACUUUAUUUUUUCAAUAGUCCAUUAUCGAAUCGCAGUCGGAAUCGAGGUCGGGGCCAGGUCCAGGGUAACAGGGUCAGGAGGGCUACAAUUACCGGUGGAGAUAGCGACGUUAGUACGGACGAGCUCAAUUUCUAAACUCAUCUUUCUUUUUUGAUGCGGGAGGUAGUACGAGUACUCUGGCAGAUCAGAUAGAGUCCCUCAUGUCUAUAUCUAUCUAUUCGAAUGAUUCCAAAUAUGUACAGAUGUAGAUGAUCAAUUACUCAGCUAUUGCUAG
Molecule: messenger RNA, 809 nt
Organism: Cantharellus anzutake
Lineage: Eukaryota; Fungi; Basidiomycota; Agaricomycetes; Cantharellales; Hydnaceae
Exons: 2
Coding region: 47-670 (207 amino acids)
Source: RefSeq, a predicted model, not a curated record